GUGAGUGCCGUACCGUUCCAGUAGUCGUGUCGCGAGUGUGCCUCCGUCGAAUAGCUUCCGUUGGUUUUUCACCCCAUUCAGCCGGCUGAUCCAUCGGUGCACCUGUACACGCUCCGGUAGGACACAAUAGAAAUCGCUACCGUUUUCACACACAAACAGCAAGUCACGGGCAAAGGAAGCGCACGUUUUCUACUGUCUCAUUGUGAAUUCUCGUUGCCGGUGGUGUUGUAUGUUCUACCCUGUUAGCUUCCUCGUUCGAAUUUUGGGCACCCAAUUUAAAAAGAACAACCCCGUGCUGUCCCGUGCUUGGCCUUGCUUCUGGUCGACUGCUCUGCACGGGAAUCGCAUCGUGUAAAAUCGAGCCGCUAAUGUGUGUGCAUACUGUGUUUUUGAAGCUAUCAGUGAAUCAGUAAUCCGUUAGUGAGGUCAGUGUUGCCAACAUUGUGCUAUCGUUUCGAGUUUAGUUGAGGAGGAGUAGCACGCGUGACUCACACCGUCCACCGGGCUGCUCCAUCGACGAAACGGCGAGUUCGUCGCUUCGGAAGAGAAAGAAAGCACAAAAGCACGUGCGUUCAGUAAUCUAGAUGUUGGACUAAAGUGCCCCGAUCGAGAUUAUACUGCCAGUGCAAUUAGUACCGGUACCACGGUCCAGCCAGUUACGAACCUGCCAAACAACCCACUCACACUCACACACUAAACCGCACCCUACCGGACGGCAGGAAGGUGAGCGCAACGUAUAGAGGCGGCCACGAAACGACGUCACGAUGCUACGCAAUCGCUCACACUGGAUACGGGCGUUAGCGAUCGUGCUGGUGGGUGCAUGUGCAAUCAGCACUGCAUCUCCCGUCUCGACCACACCACAAGCCGAGCUCUACCUCUCACAGUUUGGGUAUUUAAGCCCCAAGUAUCGGAAUCCAACUAGCGGGAACCUGCUGGAUCAGGACACAUGGGAAAAAGCCAUCAUGGAGUUCCAGAGCUUUGCCGGGUUGAACGUUACCGGCGAGCUGGACGGAGAGACGAUGCAGCUAAUGUCACUGCCACGGUGCGGCGUUAAGGAUAAGGUCGGGUUCGGGUCCGACACACGUUCGAAGCGGUACGCCCUGCAGGGAAGUCGUUGGAAGGUGAAGGAUCUCACCUAUCGGAUAUCCAAGUACCCGAAGCGUCUGGAACGGACGGCCGUAGAUAAGGAGAUAGCGAAGGCAUUCAGCGUUUGGAGCGAGUACACGGAUCUACGCUUCACGCCCAAGAAAAGCGGUGCCGUACACAUCGACAUUCGAUUCGAAGAGAACGAACACGGUGAUGGUGAUCCCUUUGAUGGUCCAGGAGGUACCUUGGCUCACGCGUACUUCCCAGUGUACGGUGGUGAUGCUCACUUUGACGAUGCGGAACAGUGGACCAUCGAUAAGUCGCGCGGUACUAACCUGUUCCAGGUCGCAGCUCACGAGUUUGGUCACUCGCUGGGUUUGAGUCAUUCGGAUGUGAGAUCAGCCCUGAUGGCACCGUUCUACCGUGGGUACGAUCCUGUAUUCCGGUUGGAUUCCGAUGAUAUUCAGGGCAUUCAAACGCUUUACGGUCCAAAGACAAGGAAUGGAGGCGGAAGUGGUGGUGGAGUUGCACCAACGAGAACUCCUAGACCAAAGAUUCCUACGGAGUUAGAUUCGGAGCUCUGUACAUCUCCGAAGAUUGACGCCAUAUUCAACACUGCCGAUGGCAGUACGUACGCCUUCAAGGGCGAUAAAUAUUACAAGCUGACGGAGAAUGCAGUCGCCGAGGGAUAUCCGAAAAAAAUCUCCGAAGGCUGGGUCGGAUUACCGGGCAACAUCGACGCCGCGUUUACGUAUAAAAAUGGCAAGACUUACUUCUUCCAGGGCACCAAGUACUGGAGGUAUCAGGGUCGUCAGGUGGAUGGUGAUUACCCGAAGGAAAUCAGCGAGGGCUUUACCGGUAUCCCGGACCAUCUCGAUGCAGCAAUGGUGUGGGGCGGCAACGGCAAGAUCUACUUCUACAAGGGCAGCAAAUUCUGGCGGUUUGAUCCACUAAAGCGACCGCCAGUGAAAUCCACAUACCCGAAGCCCAUCUCCAACUGGGAAGGUGUGCCGAACAGUAUCGAUGCCGCACUGCAGUACACGAACGGGUACACCUACUUCUUCAAGGACGACAAGUACUAUCGGUUUAACGAUAGAACGUUCACGGUUGACCAGUCCGAUCCACCGUUCCCGCGACCGACGGCACACUGGUGGUACGGUUGCAAGAACACACCGUCGACCUUCAACACGCUAGGUAAUGUACGAUUGCAAAAAUCCGACGAACAUCCCGACGAUAUCACCAAUUUGAUUCUGGAUGCCGCAGAUACAGACGAUCAACCGGAACCGGACAGCUACAGUGGUAAUGGGGCUUCCACGAUUGCCGGCAUCCAACUCAGUAUUACUACCCUUUUGUUUGCCGUGCUGGGAAUAUUCCUUGUCAGUCGCUGUUAGUGCGUACCGUACCUACUGAACAAUUGGCAAACGUUGACGAAGGCAAACCAAAAACGAUAAAAAAAACCGAAAACACUUAGGAAUCAAUUCUGCUGCAGCUACACAGGCGUGUCCUGGAUCGCGAGAACUCCAGACAAUCUCGAUUGCGAACUGCCACCAAGAGUCGGAUGGACCAAACAGUAAACACGCGAGCUUAGAAACAUCAAACCGAAAUUGAUCUCAACGGUGGGCAGCAUCAAUGUGGGUGACAAGAACAGACUGGACUUGCUGGUGGAUUUCAUACAAUGCAAUGGAAAACAAGCGAUGAGUAAAGUAAUGGAGGGGAUUUCAGAUUUCGAAGUGUCCAUCCCCAGGGGGAUGAAUGAAAAACGGACGAAAAUAGGCAAAAGGGCGAGAGAGAAAAAAUGGGACAAGGCGUUUAAUGUUGAGAGAUAACGGGCAAGUCACUAGCCAUAGGUCUUUUUGCUAGCUAAUUGGUGUUAAAAAAUGAUCGGUCUACCUGGUAUACCAGUAACUGGUGCCUUUGUAAAAGUGUGCUAGAGCAAGGAGAGAAACAAAAAACAAACCUUUACAUAUUGGGCAGAAAUACAGCAAACUGUACAUAUCACACCCACUGCAGGAAGGGCCAUUGCACAUUCCGGUUUAGAUCGAGUACGAUCGUAUUCGAUCGUGCACGUUAGCAAUAAACGAAUAUUAUGUCAACUUGUUGAUAGAGCGCGCGAUGUGUAGAGUGAGAGGAGCGAAGGUAAUCGAAAACGGAAGCCCAGUUUACAAUGUAAUGUUAGAUGCGAGUUAAUUUUAAUGUACUGUGUGUUGCCCGUUUCACAGGCGGGCGGUACCGAAACAAACCAACAACAUAUACAUCGUAACCCUCCAAAUCCCGUCUUCAAUCGCAACCGCAUAAUCAACAGGGUGCAGAGCAUUCGGCCAGGGGCCAGGCUCGGUGACCAAUGCUGUACCAGCAUUUUGUAUAUAUUUAUUACUGUGUAUCGUACCGAGAAGGUUUUGCGGAAAGUUUCCCGUAUCUUCGAUCCGAGACGGUUGUUGAGAUGGAAGCGGGAGGAAAUAAAAACUGACAUGUUUUAACCAGAAA
Molecule: messenger RNA, 3570 nt
Organism: Anopheles funestus (African malaria mosquito)
Lineage: Eukaryota; Metazoa; Arthropoda; Insecta; Diptera; Culicidae
Gene: Mmp1
Product: matrix metalloproteinase-14
Exons: 7
Coding region: 765-2477 (570 amino acids)
Biological process (GO): proteolysis; extracellular matrix organization; collagen catabolic process
Cellular component (GO): extracellular matrix
Molecular function (GO): zinc ion binding; metalloendopeptidase activity
Source: RefSeq, a predicted model, not a curated record